Molecule: messenger RNA, 4635 nt
Organism: Nycticebus coucang (slow loris)
Lineage: Eukaryota; Metazoa; Chordata; Mammalia; Primates; Lorisidae
Gene: EPN3
Product: epsin 3
Exons: 11
Coding region: 1203-3116 (637 amino acids)
Biological process (GO): endocytosis
Cellular component (GO): clathrin vesicle coat; endosome; plasma membrane
Molecular function (GO): phospholipid binding; clathrin binding
Source: RefSeq, a predicted model, not a curated record
GCUCAUCUCUGCUGUUCUUUCUUCCUCAACCCGAUGCACCUCUAGCCCAGGGCAGCCCUAACCCCACUUCCCUGCCCCCAAGACUCAGCAGCCCUCUGGGCUGAUGAAGUUGACAGAAGCUUAGAGCUGGUGCUCACUCCUUCGUCCCUCCAGCAUCAAGAAGUGCUGGGGGAAGAGCGGGAUCAGAAAUGGCACUGCCCAAGCUGGACCUGAUGGGGGGCUGCAACCUGCUUUAGCUGAGGACCAGGAGGGGGUGAGGGCUGGUGUGGGGGCAUACAGACUUUGGACAAACUCAUGCACUUGUGACUGGACAGAUCUGGGUUCUUCCAUCUCUCUGAACCCCACUCUGGGGAUGAGCCAUUUGCUGGGGAGUGAGCCAUUUGCUGUUUUUAGUCCUGACUUUUGGGAAUCUCUCCAGGUGGGCCAGUCUCAGGGAGCCUGAAAGGAGUAGACCCAGGCCCCCUCCCACAGUCUUAUCCUGGGACCCUCUAUGUAGAAUAGAACUGCUGCCCUGUGCCCUCCCACCUCAUUUUCCCUUCCCCCCACCUCUGAACUGGCCUCUCAGGUCCUGCCUUCUCAGCGCCCUUCCCGCCACCUGACAGGGUCUGGCUCAAGGUCACUGCAGUAAUUCCAUACCAGCUGCCCGAGGCUGCCACCACUACCACCACUGCUGCUACCACCACCUUAUCAGCUGCUGGGUUUCUGUUUCACUCCCUUUUAUUUCUGGGCAUAUUGUGUUCGAUAAAACCCUUUGCUUGUAACCCUGCUGGCAGCACUCCCAGCCGCUCCCUCCUGCGUUCCUUCCUCUCCUCCCCCACCUCCAUGCUCCAGCGGCCUCACCCAGUCCCCUCUUCCUCCAGCCUUGUCUCCACAAAUUCCAGGGGAGGGAGGUCAAGGCACCUCCUCAUCCCCCCAUCUCUCAGCUCCUACAGAGGUGUGCAGACCAGCAGAGAUGCCUCCUAAAAGUCCAGGCAGGGUCACUAGGCCCACCCUGAGGGCCCUCUCCAUUAAGGCUGGUGUCCCCGCUGAGGCCAAGCAGGAGGACCAGGGCAGCCAGGUCCAGCCCCAUGUGGAACCCAAGGAUGCAGCCGCCCUGCUGAGAGCACGGCGGCCCAUCCUUCAAGACCGUGACCUCGAGGCGGUGGCCCUCAGCCCUCCACCUCCGGCGGGGUCGAGGGCUGCCCACCUCCAAGUCCCCAGCCAUGACGACCUCCGCACUCCGGCGCCAGGUGAAGAACAUCGUGCACAACUACUCCGAGGCAGAGGUCAAGGUGCGCGAGGCCACCAGCAAUGACCCCUGGGGCCCGCCCAGCUCUCUCAUGUCAGAAAUUGCUGACCUGACCUUCAACACGGUGGCCUUUGCCGAGGUCAUGGGCAUGCUGUGGCGGAGGCUCAACGACAGUGGCAAGAACUGGCGGCACGUGUACAAGGCGCUGACGCUGCUGGACUACCUGCUCAAGACAGGCUCCGAGCGGGUGGCCCACCAGUGCCGAGAGAACCUGUACACCAUCCAGACGCUCAAGGACUUCCAGUAUAUUGACCGUGAUGGCAAGGACCAGGGUGUCAAUGUGAGAGAGAAGGUCAAGCAGGUGAUGACCCUCCUCAAGGACGAGGAGCGUCUGCGGCAGGAGCGAACCCAUGCCCUCAAGACCAAGGAACGCAUGGCGCUGGAGGGCAUGAGCAUCGGUAGCGGGCAGCUGGGCUUCAGCCGCCGUCACGGUGAGGACUACAGCCCCCGAGGUUCCCCGUCCUCCUAUAACUCCUCUUCCUCAUCCCCCCGCUACACCUCUGACCUGGAGCAGGCCCGGCCUCAGACGUCAGGAGAAGAGGAGCUACAGCUGCAGCUGGCCCUGGCCAUGAGCCGAGAGGAGGCUGAGAAGCCAGUUCCCCCAGCCUCCCACAGGGACGAGGACCUGCAGCUGCAGCUGGCUCUGCGCCUGAGCCGGCAGGAGCACAACAAGGAGGUGAGGUCCUGGCAGGGAGAUGACUCCCCCAUAGCCAAUGAUGCAGGGGCCACUGGCCGCCUACGGCAGGACAGAGAGCCUGAGAGAGAAGACAAAAAGGAGGAGAAGCUGAAAACCAGCCAGUCCUCCAUCCUGGACUUGGCCGACAUCUUCACACCUGCCCAGGCCCCGCCCUCCACACACUGCUCUGCUGACCCAUGGGACAUCCCAGGUCUUAGGCCAAACACAGAGGCUGGUGGUUCAUCCUGGGGGCCUUCUGCAGACCCCUGGUCUCCAGUCCUCUCGGGAAAUGUCCUGUCCCGAAGCCAGCCCUGGGACUUGACUCCUAUGCUCUCCUCCUCUGAACCCUGGGGCAGGACCCCAGUGCUGCCUGCUGGACCCCCAACCACAGACCCGUGGGCAUCAAACUCUCCCCACCACAAACUUCCAAGUGCUGGGGCUGACCCUUGGGCAGUCUCCAUGGACACCUCUGACACACCUGUUCUAGGUGGUACCUCGACCUUUGACCCAUUUGCCAAACCUCCAGAAUCCACAGAGACCAAGGAGGGGCUGGAGUGUGCCCAAGCCUCGCCUUCUGGGAAGCCCAGCAGCCCCGUGGAACUGGACCUGUUUGGAGAGCCCAGCCCCAGUUCUAAGCAAAAUGCCACGAAGGAGCCAGAUGCCUUUGACAUGGGAGUACUAGGGGAAGCACUAACGCAGCCCAGCAAGGAGAUCCGGGCGUGUGGGACUCCUGAGUCCUUCCUGGGCCCCUCGGCCUCUUCCUUGGUCAACCUUGACUCGUUGGUCAAGGCGCCCCAGGCUGCAAAGACUCGGAACCCCUUCCUGACAGGUCUCAGCGCUCCGUCCUCCACCAACCCGUUCAGCCCGGGAGAGCAGGGCAGGCCUACUCUGAACCAGAUGCGAACCGGGUCGCCGGCACCGGGCGGGCCCGUAGGGGCGCCCGUGGGCUCCAUGACCUACAGUGCCUCCCUGCCCCUUCCGCUCAGCAGCGUGCCGGCCGGCGUGACCCUCCCCGCCUCGGUCAGCGUCUUCCCCCAGGCCGGAGCCUUCGCGCCACCGCCCGCCGGCCUCCCGCAGCCCCUGCUGCCCACGUCUGGCUCCGCAGGGCCGCUGCGCCCGCCCUCUCAGCCCGGCACCAACCCGUUCCUCUGAGCGCCGCCCCGCCCCACGCCUGCUGGCGCAUGCGCGCUCCGCCUCCGGGCCCGAGCGGAGAAGUGGUGCGUGUUGAACUCUGAUACAAACUUCGGCGACCCGGCCCUGAGGCAGCUCCUGAAGCUAGAGCCUGGCGAUGACCUGGGAGCUGGAGACUGAACGCACCCUUAAUAAAGACCGACCCUCGCCCUCCGCUCUCACCAAGUGGACUUAUUGCGGGGCGUGGCUGCCGGGUCUGGACCACAACGAGGAUUACCGGCGGCCGAGGAAACUACUCCAUCUGGGUCCCCAAACUGCUCCUACGCCCUCUGUAGCUACUUUCAACUCUCCUCACCCUCAUCCCACAUCAGCGUGACACCUUCGCUUCCAGAUGCUCCUAGGUUCUCACCGAUUCGAGCAUUUCAUUUAUCACACUGGGGGUGACCUAACAGCAAGGGACAAUAGGCGUUUGGUCCCAUUUAUUGAACACUCGUGUGCUAAGCACUUUAAGCAGAUCAGUUCGUUUAAUCCUUGAAACGUCUCUCUGAGGUACAGAAUGUCGCUGUCACUCGGGAUCACCUGCAUAAUUACUGAGGCCCAGUACAAAAUGAAAAUGGGGGUGUCCUUGCGCCACCCUGGGUUAAGAAUUUCAAAACGGGGACAACAGAGCAUAAAAGCAAGCUCAAAGCCCCUCGAGGUGUUAACUGCGCAGGUUUCUCAUUCUGGCAGCCAACACUGCUCCCGUUUUGCAGGCAAGGACACCUGGGCUCAGAGAGGUUAAGUGGCAUGCUGGAAGUCAAAGCGGGCACUGAGAGAGGCUGGAACUCGAGAGUCAGACAGUCUGGCUCCAGGGCAGGAGCUCCAUAUUUAACUUAGCAAAUACAGAGUGACUGCUGUGACCAAAGUGCUGGGCUCACCUGGGAGGGAUCCAGGAAUUGCAAAACCCACAACCUCUAGGACCUCAGGGCUUAGCAGGGCAGGUGAGCCAGAGGCCUGCGGCAUGCGGUAGGUGCAGGAGCUCCUGUGUCUUACUGAAUCAUCUUAAAUCUAGCUUUACCCUCUCACCAGGGCUGGUAAGAAACUUGACCUUAGCCAAGGAAUCUGAUCCCUGUGUGGGGUCUGGGACACCAAGGCUAGGGGCAGGUUUGGUACAUCCAGGGGGCCGCUUUCCACAUAGUCACUCUCACUCCUUUUCUGGCCCUUGAUCACUGGACCACUGGACACUGAUGUGUCCUCAGUCUUAAGGUCUGGCUCUGCAAGCAGUCUACAGCCACCCCCAGCUUCCUUUUGGGGUGCUGUGGGCAAAUGGCUUUUCAUAGGCCAGAAAUGCCAAAUUCAGUGGGGUGGGCACAAUGCUAUUCUCCUUCCUGAGGUGGGGGUUGGAGAAGGUAGUCCCACAAUAGCAGACAGAAUAGACAAGAACACUGGCAUAGGGGUCAGACUGACAGUGUUCAAAACUCUGCUCCGAGGUUUGAACUUAAUAAUAGUAAUCACUUAAUAAUAAGUGGUUAUGAUCUCUGACCUUGAGUAAAUUAUUUAA